Acanthaster planci (crown-of-thorns starfish) is the source of this 1901-nucleotide messenger RNA. RefSeq names its product caspase-2-like. Gene Ontology annotation, biological process: regulation of apoptotic process. The record is from RefSeq and is a predicted model, not a curated record. Gene Ontology annotation, molecular function: protease binding; death domain binding. NCBI's taxonomy places the organism in Eukaryota, Metazoa, Echinodermata, Asteroidea, Valvatida, Acanthasteridae.
UGUUGGGGAAGUUCCCACUGAAACGGUCUUCCGUCUUCCGCCAAGUUCACGUACGUCCAUGGUCCAUUCAUCUUUUGCAGACUUGUACUAGGUGACGUCUCGAAGGAGACAACAAUUCUAACAUUCCAGUUAUCAUCAAGUGAUCGCUGGCCAUUACUUCACCAUGGAUGAGACAGACAAAAUGCGAUUACGAAAAAAUCGAAAAGUUUUGGUGGAAAACAUCACACCCAAAGAGAUACUUGAUCACCUUAUACAGGAGGGCAUCUUUACACCUGAAAUAUGUGAUGAAAUUUCCAGAGAUACCCGCCAAGACCAAGUGCGCAAAAUCUUAAAUGAGCUGGAGAAGAAGGGAUCUAAUGCUUUUGGGGCAUUCUGCGAUAGCCUUCGGGAAACAAGGCACUAUGGUUAUCUGGUGGACGCUCUGGAGAAUACAAAUAUAGAUGAACCUGAUAUGGCGCCACCAAAACAUGAGGAGAACAGUGCUUCGGGAGAAGGUGAUGGCACUUCAAAGACCCAUACUACUCCGACCAUACAAAGAAUGGAAUACAAUAUAAUAGGGGAUAAAAAUCUGACAAUGAUCGGAAGCAACGUGACCGUGCAUAACCAAAAACCUGAAAAUUAAUCAAAAGAUGUAGUUAUAAUGGUAUAAACAAAGUAGGGACAACUUGAUGAAGUCCCAAAUCCAUCACAGUGUUGUCCCGGGCAAGCCAUAGUAAGCACUAUUAAGAAAGGAACCCAUAAUUACAACAAUAAAAUAUGCUGAUUUCUGCAAAAAGGUUUUUAUAACCAUGACAGAUUUGAGGUCUAUUUGAGAGGGUGGGAGACCUAAGUUUCCACCUGUUCCAAUUUUAAUGUUUGAUUCUAAAGGAAAUGAAAACCCCUGAAGGCAUCUUAGAAACCAGUACUGGAAGAAAUAAUUGUAGCCCAACUUAUGCCUUGUUUUAACUAUCAAUUAACUAUCAAUUGCCCCUUCCCUUUCAUAGUUACACCACUGAUAUUGCUGGUACAUGUAUGUCACUGAUGCCAUUGAUCAUCAUGUGCCUAUAGAGAGUCUGUAAUACAUUCCGUGACAGUCUUUAAAACUUGAAACUAAUUACACCAUCUUUUAUCUUUGCAUAUAUCGGUCCACUUUUUCGAUGUAGUUUAAUGGACACUGCUCAUUUCAUAUCAGUGUUUACUUUGAUAUUAAUACUUUGAUGGACUUAACAAUUUUGUACAAAUUUUGGACUACAGUGCUUGGCCAUUACUGUAAUAAUCUUUGAUCAACCUGUGCAUUGAAUAAUGCAUUUGAAUUUAGAAAUAAAGAAAUGUAUUCAGCCAGAAGGAUAACGAUUAAUUAACAAACUUGACCGGAGCGGGAUUUAACCUGUGGUCUACGUGUAUAUACAGAAUGCCAUGCAGGCGCUAUGCCAGUGAGCUCUUGCCCAGUGUUGGUUGAUCCACAUGCUUUUCAGCGUCAUUUUGAAGAGCUCCAGUCCGAAGCCAUAAACCACAGAGGAAUUAUAAACCCGUAUAUGUAGCCCAGGAGAAAAUAUAGAGUCGUGAUAGAUGUGAAGCGAUAGAUGGUAACAAAAUGAGUUUUUCUUAAAAAAAUUUAAAAAAAAAUAGUUUGGGUAUACAUCUGUUCUGGGCUGGUGAUGAUUUUUGGAAAUAAUUUUGUGUUGUCGUCUCGUCCUUGAUCAGUUUGGGCUGUUGUACUUCCUAGUACGAUGAUCAACGUCAAUGCCUCCAUCAGAAUAUUAUACUCCACCAGGAAGGACGAAUUUCUAUCCAUGCUUCCCUUUGACCAUCGUUAUUUUAUUAGAGUUAUGUGCGGUAAGGUUUUUCUAUACGUGAAUAAUAAAGAGUUUGUUGCCAGUGAGCUCAAGGUACUGUUUAAAGGAAAGCAGCUGUGGCAAGGA